UGCCUAACAAUUAGUUGGAAUUUCACCGGAAAUGACUCCAGGGUGGAGUUCUCCAACCAGACUGUGCUUUUCCAGGAGAAAUUAUUCGAAUGGCGAGAUUGUGUUGUAAACUAUACGGAUUACAAUGACGAUUUAUUCGAAAACGGAACCAUAUGCGGAUAUUGUAAGACACAAUUCAACAACUUAUUUUCCUUCUACUGGGACAUCUAUGUCAAACCAGGAGUUGAAUUCUGUGUGGAUGUUGAAACCACGGUAUGUUACCGGUUCUCCGCGUAUACUUCUUCUUAG
Messenger RNA from Cooperia oncophora, 288 nucleotides. The record is from the annotation of a GenBank genome assembly. Lineage: Eukaryota; Metazoa; Nematoda; Chromadorea; Rhabditida; Trichostrongylidae.